CUCCAAAACAAAACCGAUCCAGAGACAGAAAAGGAAAAGGUAGUGAAAUAAAAUUGCCACACGAUCAUUCUUGUGGGAAAGGGAAACAGCAGAAAAACGAUGGGUAGUGGGUUAAGGAACAGCAUGUGUUUGGCAUCGUUGAUGUUGGCUACUGUGUUGAUGAUGGCGAGCUCUGCAGAGGCGCAAUCUAGUGGAGGCGGUGUCCCCUCUUGCGCACAGCAGCUGAUUCCGUGUCUGGACUACCUCAACAAUUCAGCCCACCCACCCAAUUCUUGCUGCGACCCACUCAAAAACGCAGUUGCAACACAACUCUCAUGCCUCUGCAACCUUUUCAAUACCCCUGGCUUGCUUCAAAAUUUCAAUAUCAGUAUCGAUAACGCUCUCCAACUCAGUCGCAACUGCGGUGUCACCAGUGGUAUCAGCAGCUGUCAAAAGAGCAGCACAGCUCCACCUCCUACUUCAGGGGGACCGCCAGCAACACCUGGAGGUGACAAAGGAGGAGCAGGCAGAGUCUCAUUCUCCGGGCUUUCUUUCCUCCUCUUAUUUUGGGCAUCUAUGUUGUUUAAUUAGGAAGGUGGUAGGUUACCCUUCGAAGCUUCUAUUAUAUUAUUGAAGUUAUAUGUGUUUUCAUACAUUGAUUAUUCAGUAAUCUGAUCGCAUUUGCUUUUUUUUUUUUUUUUGUCCUUUGGAAACCUCUUAUUCAAUUGAGUAAAAAGUUUAUGUAUUGAGAGGACAUUGUUCUUGUCAACAUUUAGAUAGAGUUAUUCGUGGUGCUUUUGGUUGC
Molecule: messenger RNA, 784 nt
Organism: Abrus precatorius (Indian licorice)
Lineage: Eukaryota; Viridiplantae; Streptophyta; Magnoliopsida; Fabales; Fabaceae
Product: lipid transfer-like protein VAS
Exons: 3
Coding region: 100-570 (156 amino acids)
Source: RefSeq, a predicted model, not a curated record